Molecule: messenger RNA, 858 nt
Organism: Paramuricea clavata
Lineage: Eukaryota; Metazoa; Cnidaria; Anthozoa; Malacalcyonacea; Plexauridae
Source: the annotation of a GenBank genome assembly
AUGUCAUCACAAGUAUGCCUGCCUUUCUCGCCCGUAAAAAGUAUUGCCAUAAAUGCAAGAAGGGAUUCGAUAAAAUCAGCAGUCAUCCGUGUGGCGAUCUUUGCAAGCUGUGUAACACCCAGAACUGUUUGCAAAGACUGUAACCGCUUCUUUAAUAGCGAAGCGUGCUUCAGUCGCCAUAAAGAUUACGCCGGUCCUGCCAAAUCCCUGUGUCGUGCUUUAAUUAAAUGCAAGAAAUGCAAACGUGUUGUUACUCGUGCCAGUCUUCGUGAUUAUCAUUGUGGCAAAGUCAGAUGUUCCACCUGUCAAAUAUACGUCAAGCCUGAAAACCACCAAUGUUAUCUUCAAUCUGUAAAGGCGAAAAAGAUACGAUCAGCUGUAGAAAGAAAAGAAUUCUUAGAUAAUCAUGUGGCUGUGGAUAAUGACGUGGAAGACACCAAAAACUUGAUGUUAUUCGACUUCGAAUGCACGCCAGACGAUGGUAAGCACAUCCCCAAUCUGUGCGUAGUCCAAAACGAAAGCGGUGACGAGAAAGUCUUUUCUGGCCCAAACACUAAAGACGAGUUCUGCGAGUGGAUGUUUCAACAGGAAAAUGCCAACACAACGUUUGUCGCACAUAAUUUCCAGGCCUACGAUGGGUACUUUAUUCUCCACUAUCUCUACAAGAAUGGUAUCACACCUGAGAUUAUUACACGUGGCGCAAAAAUCCUUUCGUUCACCGUGUCAGAGAUGAACAUUAAAUUCAUCGAUUCCCUCUGCUUUAUCCCAAUGAAACUCGCCGCUUUCCCGAAAAAGUUUGGUCUCACAGAGCUUCAGAAAGGUCACUUCCCUCAUUUCUUUAACCGUGCUGAGAACCAG